Macrosiphum euphorbiae (potato aphid) is the source of this 570-nucleotide messenger RNA. The record is from the annotation of a GenBank genome assembly. Lineage: Eukaryota; Metazoa; Arthropoda; Insecta; Hemiptera; Aphididae.
AUGGGAAAAGAAAAAUCAUCCACUUGUGCUACUCUAAAAAGAUACGUUUCUGAAUUUGGAUCUGACAUUUUUUCCACAGACGGGCAUGUUUUAUACUGUAAGAUGUGUGAAAUAAAAAUUAAUUUUGAAAAAAAAUAUAAUAUAUCCCAACAUAUGAAAACCGAUAAACAUCAAAAGAGUGUCAAACGUCAGAAUGAUCAAGAACAGAGAAAAUUAAAACAACUACUAACCAAUCAAAGUUCAGCAAAAUCCAAUUUCAACAAGGAUUUAUGUCAAGCAAUGGUAUCUGCUAACAUUCCGUUAAAUAAGCUUUCUAACAAUACAUUUCGAGUAUUUUUAGAGAAAUAUACUGGUAAACAUAUUCCUAUGGAAGCGACAUUACGGAAGGGUUAUAUUGAUGAUAUUUUUAAUACUACUAUGGAUAAAAUGAAAAUGGAAAUAAGGCAAAAUAAAAUUUGUGUGUCGAUUGACGAGACAUGUGACGUAGAAGGACGGUUUAUUGCCAAUGUUAUAGUUGGAAUUCUAAAACCCGAUUGUCCAGGACGCAUGUUUUUACUGCAUUCAGAAUAA